UUUUUAUUCCCAAGCAUAACUAAUCACAUUAAAACGAAAAUAAAUAUAUAGAUUGGCCAUUAUUGAAAUUCAAAAACAUAUCAUUAUGACUCUUAAGUCAAGUCAGCAUAUUUAAUACUUGAGAUCAGAGGAAUAAAAUAUUUUUCAGCUCGGUUAUAUUUUCAGGGUAUAUUUUUGCUAAGGUCACAAGUGGCAGCUAGUACCUGUUUCGGCCAAAUAAACUUAAGUACACAUUCACUUCCUUGUCAAAUUUAUUCCAUCUAAAUUGAGGAGGAAACAAGAUUAAUGGACAUAAGGACAGGGAUAAGUAUAAAGACGCGAAAGUGGCAGAUAGAUUUAAAACCACCAAGCUGGCUGCUUUACUAGGAGCCUCUAAUGACGAAAAAGUCGAACAAAUAAUACAUCCACGUUGGUGGAGCGGCGGAGUGUCAGGAGCCAUUGCGCAGUGCUUUACAACACCUUUCGACCUGAUCGAGUCGCGAAUGGUGAUCAUCAAGAAGGAUAGGGGUAUGGCUUCUAGUCUACAACGGGCAAUCCGGACCAAUGGUUUCUUUUCCCUUUAUGACGGUCUGAGUGCCCAGUUGGUUAGACAGAUGACAUACACAUCGCUUCGGUUUCACCUCUACGAAAAGGGCAAGGAGCAGAUGGAUGAACCUCGAAACCUGGACUUGCUGGAUAGGGUGUUGGCGGCUGCCUUGGCGGGAUGUGCGGCAGGUGUGGUGGGCAUACCCAUGGAGUUGGUGAACACCCGGAUGCAAGUGAACCGCGCCCUGCCCCCGGAAAUGCGUUGGAACUACCGCAAUGUCUUCGACGGGCUGUACCGAGUGACCAGGGAAGAGGGCUGGACGAGGCUCUACAGCGGAUGCCUUCUCUCGUUCAUUCGGUCCAGCUUCAUCACCAUCGGCCAAAAUGCAACCUAUGAUCAGGCCAAGGAGUUCUACAUGGAAUGGUUCAAACUGAAGCACGACAGCACAUUUGUCCAUCUGAUCAGCUCCACCACGGCUGCCUGCAUCUGUGCCCCGAUCGUUAAGCCCAUAGAAAACUUAAGAGCCCUCAAGAUGGUGGAUCCGAGAGGAUUGAUAUCAGCCAUAUCGUAUAUGAUGCGUUUUGGACCGAGGGGACCCUUUCGCGGCAUAGUUCCCUGUGUUUUGCGAAUGAUUCCCAACACGGUUAUUACGUUUCUGAGCUUCGAACAGCUUCGCGUUCAUUUCGGGUACUAUGAAAUCGAAGAUUAUAAGAGAUAACACAAGGCGUGAAGAAAUCAUAGAGUUCUUAAAUUUUAUAUGCAUACUAUCUAUGUACUGUAAGAUAAACAACAAAACAAUAUAUAAAAUAAAGUUUUUUUU
Messenger RNA from Drosophila biarmipes, 1346 nucleotides. RefSeq names its product mitochondrial dicarboxylate carrier. The transcript has 4 exons. Gene Ontology annotation, biological process: thiosulfate transport; phosphate ion transmembrane transport; succinate transmembrane transport. The coding region runs from base 483 to 1244 and encodes 253 amino acids. NCBI's taxonomy places the organism in Eukaryota, Metazoa, Arthropoda, Insecta, Diptera, Drosophilidae. The record is from RefSeq and is a predicted model, not a curated record. Gene Ontology annotation, molecular function: malate transmembrane transporter activity; sulfate transmembrane transporter activity; thiosulfate transmembrane transporter activity.